GGACCCUCUUUUUUUUCCCCUACCCUUCCUAAUUCCAAGGGAAAGAGGACAAAGGUGCUUUCGGCAGACUCUCCAGCCCUCUUCAACCCCCACCUCACCGAUGCAUUAAGAAGCCUCAGGUGAGCAAUGGCAGGCGCUGGUGAGCGCAAAGGCAAGAAGGAUGACAAUGGCAUUGGCACGGCCAUUGAUUUUGUGCUCUCCAAUGCCCGGCUGGUGCUGGGGGUGGGUGGAGCGGCCAUGCUGGGCAUUGCCACGCUGGCAGUUAAGCGGAUGUACGAUCGGGCAAUCAGUGCCCCAACCAGCCCUACCCGCCUGAGCCAUUCAGGGAAAAGGAGCUGGGAAGAACCAAACUGGAUGGGCUCCCCCCGACUGCUGAACAGGGACAUGAAGACAGGUCUGAGCCGCUCCUUACAGACCCUUCCCACAGAACCCUCGGCCUUUGAGAUAGAUACUUUCUGCCCACCCCGGCCCAAGCCAUUGACCAGGAAGGGCCAGGUAGACUUGAAGAAGUCACGACUCCGCAUGUCCCUGCAGGAGAAACUUCUUUCUUACUACCGGACCCGGGCAGCCAUCCCUGCUGGAGAGCAGGCUCGGGCCAAGCAAGCUGCUGUGGACAUAUGUGCUGAGCUCCGGAGCUUCCUGCGGGCCAAGCUGCCUGACAUGCCACUUCGGGACAUGUACUUGAGUGGCAGCCUCUAUGAUGAUCUGCAGGUGGUGACAGCUGACCACAUCCAACUUAUCGUGCCCCUUGUGCUGGAGCAGAACCUGUGGUCGUGCAUCCCUGGAGAGGACACCAUCAUGAAUGUCCCUGGUUUCUUCCUGGUUCGUCGUGAAAAUCCAGAGUAUUUUCCUCGUGGUAGCAGUUACUGGGACCGCUGUGUUGUAGGGGGCUACCUCUCCCCAAAGACAGUGGCAGACACAUUUGAGAAGGUAGUGGCAGGCUCUAUCAAUUGGCCGGCCAUAGGGUCCCUCUUGGACUAUGUGAUCCGACCAGCACCACCCCCAGAGGCCCUGACACUAGAAGUGCAGUAUGCGGACAAACAUCUUGUCAUUGACUUCUUGCCAUCGGUUACCCUUGGUGACACUGUCUUGGUGGCCAGACCACACCGGCUAGCUCAGUAUGACAACCUGUGGCGGCUGAGUCUGCGUCCUGCGGAGACAGCACGCCUGCGGGCUUUGGACCAGGCUGACUCAGGCUGCCGAUCUCUGUGCCUCAAGAUCCUCAAGGCCAUAUGCAAGUCCACUCCAGCUCUGGGCCACCUCACUGCCAGCCAGCUAACCAAUGUCAUCCUUCACUUGGCCCAGGAGGAGGCUGACUGGUCUCCAAACAUGCUGGCUGACCGUUUUCUGCAGGCCCUGAGGGGACUCAUCAGUUACUUAGAGGUUGGAGUCCUGCCCAGUGCCCUGAACCCCAAGGUGAACUUGUUUGCAGAGCUCACCCCUGAAGAAAUAGACGAAUUGGGAUACACUCUCUACUGCUCAUUGUCUGAGCCAGAGGUGCUGCUGCAGACGUAGGGCAGGUGAAGGCCAAAGCGGGUGUCAGGUGGUCAGGCCGUCAGACCCCUGAGACUCCUUUAGAAACACUUGGCUACAUAGUUGGUGCCUCACAGGGUCCCCAGGUGCCUCCUGUUUUGCGGGUCAUCAUCCUGGUCACUUCAUAUUGGUUGAUUAGAAUGACAUUUCUUCUGUCUCCUAUUUUCUCACCCAACCCUUUGUUUUUGUUACCAAACACUGUGCUUCCUUAUUCCCUAACCCCCUUGCUGAUUUUUCUGGAAUGAAUGGAGAAGGUGGAGUGCUGGCCUGAGCUGCUAAGACCACUUGGUCUUUUGCAUUUUGGCCCAGUUUUCCUGUUUCUGUCUGCCCUGUCCCACCCAUUUGCAUCUUCUAUGAAGUGUCUUGUCUUUUUCCUCUCUCACUCACACCUUUUUGUUUUGCUCUUGUUCCUGAAACAUACCUGCCUAAUCGAAAUGUUGCCUUUUAGUUGAAUGUCACAGAAGAGUUAUGAUUGCCUGUUUGCAAGCUGAACUCUGCAGACUGAGCGCUUAGACAGUAUUUAGGGUUUUGGGGGUGGAGCCAGUGGAAGAGCCGGCUUUGACCCUGGUUCCUGGAAAAUAAGCCUAUCCCUCGCCCCAAGCUACUUAUAUUCAAAUGUACUGAGGAUAUCUCUCCUGGGGACACUACAUUUACCCAUGCAGGAGAAACUGGACGCAGAAUUAUACGAAGAUUGUGUUUCUUAGUGGCCAUCAGCGGGAGCACAGGGGUGGGGUCUGGAGCUGGCUCAGAGGGCUUGCAUCUCAUCUGUGGUCACCGGAGCCAGACAGACAAGGGGGCCUGGGUGCAGCAAGGGCAGGAGCUCCCAGGAUGCUGGGUUUCACCUCUUUUCUCCUGUAUUGCCAAUAGGAUAAGGCCUUGCAGGAACACAGCCUUAGUAUGGGCUGAGGGAGGAUAACAGACUGUCAGCUGGAAAAACCAGUCACCAAUUGGGGCUCAGUGACCGUGGUCCUCCUCUGAAAGGCCCGGCUUUUCUAGGAUGUUGCCUUAGAGCAAGGACAUGCCCAGGGCCAGCGCACCCUGCCCCCUCCCCCCAAGCAAAGGGAGAGGUGUUUGCUAAGCCCCUGCAUGCACCUCCAGAGGCUAAAGGAUGGGUGAACAUGCACAGCCCUCAUACCCCUUGUCCUGCUCUCACUUGCCUGCUACCUGUGGCAAUUGGUGCUACCUAGGGAGAGCACAAAGUUAAAAUAUACAGGGGAGGCAAGUGGGUGCAUCUCAUGCUCUGUCUUGUUUUCUGCUGCUAAAAUUGCACUAUUUAUGGCAAUGUGAACGUAUCCUGAGGGUGGGGAGGAGUGCUGAAUACACCAUGUCAGUGUGUCUUCUUUCGUUGAUCGUCAUUCAGGUUUUGCUCUGCCCAUCCAGUAUUUUGUUCUCCUCCCAUCAUGUCUUAUUUUAUCUACUCUUACUGCCUCUCCAUCAGUGAGAUUCUGGUGAAGCUCUGCAGCUGUCUCAUUCCUUCCUGAUGACAUGAAUGAAUGCUAAAUUUUAAGCCCUGACCGCAGCAACCACCUCAGUUUAGCAGAGGUAAAUAGAGGCUGUCCCCUUUUAGCCACAGAUCAGGAAGUUGAGAACUAGGGUGACCUUGACUAUAUUUAGUUUUUUUUGCCUCUUGUUUCUUCAGUUCGAAACAUCUGCGUGCUUAAGCACUAAGGGGGCUUGGUGUAGAAGAGGAGCUGACCUGAUACUGAGGGCUCUGAUGUCCCAUCUGGUGUCUCUUGGACCCCAAGGAGGCUUGAUAGAGUGCUGUAGAAACAGAUGAGUCUGUUGACAUAAGGGAUUUGAUGUCCUAGCCAUAAGUAUUACAAAACUUAAAAAUUUCCCAAGCUGUCAUCUCCGACCAAAUUCCGUAUAAAACCUUGGAAAGAACUCUAUAAACAGAAAAGAUUUUAAAAAGUUCUGGGUUAUCAAAGUCAGAUGUCACUGUGAAUUUAGGAGGGAAAUGAAUUUAACUCCUGUUUUAACAGCAGCUCUUUUGGUUGCUUCAUAAAACCAAAACCAUGGCUUUGCUAUCUUGUAAGGAAGAGCCUCUUACAAGACCUCAGAACUAGGAGAGGGUUUGCUGGUGGAGCAGGUUUUCCUCUGCUGCUAUUUACCUCAUCAAAGACAACAUUAUAUCCCCCUCCACCCCUUUUUAGUCUUUGGGGAAAGCUGCAGUGGCUGUCCCCCUGCCCCCACCUUCCUGUUCAGUAAUUGCCACUUUUGCCUGAAGGAGCAGUAACUGCUCCUACUUAUCUGGAGGUAUUUUUGACACCACUUAGAUUAGCAAACCACACAUUUAGCUUGAUGCUUAAAAGUGCACUCAUCAUUAUCUUGAACACCUAAUAAAUUCCAGGUUUAUUUUGAUAAAGGAAUUCUUCCUUAUUGCCCCUUCCUAAAAAGUGAGUUCAGGAUAGCAGUAUCUUACUUCCUAUGCUUGGUUGUGACUUUUUAAAAACAAAGGAAAGAUUUUGAAGUUCACAUUCGGAAAAGCUGUGUUGAAGUCUACUAUCUCCAGGUCUUGGCCCUGGCUGUCUUACCUGUUGACACACAGGUGAGCUUAUUUUGCUCCCUUGGUCUUCACCCUAGAGCUCAGAUAGUUCGGAUGAGGAGUCAGCUUCAGGAUCAAGGGUGCUGAGAGGCCCUGAGGGGGUCCUGCAAGUAGGACUUCCCUGCAUGUGUUCACAGUCCACUGCCACAGUACAUCUUCCUUGGGAUUAUGUUUUGGCUGAGAACUUCUGCUCUUAGAGGAUUUGUUAGAACUCUGGUCUUUUGUCUGAAGGUCAAGGCCAAGGAAAAUGGUAAGAGACACUUAGAACAAAGCUGACCCCUGCACCAGGCUGGGUGCUUUUUUAUAUUGACUGUAAUGGUCCAAAUACCAGAAACAUGGGUUCUG
Castor canadensis (American beaver) is the source of this 4423-nucleotide messenger RNA. The record is from RefSeq and is a predicted model, not a curated record. Lineage: Eukaryota; Metazoa; Chordata; Mammalia; Rodentia; Castoridae.